Ctenocephalides felis (cat flea) is the source of this 990-nucleotide messenger RNA. RefSeq lists its product as uncharacterized. The record is from RefSeq and is a predicted model, not a curated record. Lineage: Eukaryota; Metazoa; Arthropoda; Insecta; Siphonaptera; Pulicidae. The transcript is spliced from 6 exons. Bases 1 to 990 code for a protein of 329 amino acids.
AUGGACAUAGAAGUAUAUCGAAGACGUGGAAAGAAAAAGAAACGCAUUACUACUGCCGUUUAUCAAGAAUCACAAGAACCUGAAACACAGGUGGCUGCUAUGGGUUCAGAUUCGCGAAUUCCAAGUAGCGGUGAAAACACUCCUCCUGCUCCAAAAAGCGGCGAGAUUUCAGCACCUGGUUUAUCCAGGUGCGAAUCCUAUGUAGGAGCAUCGGCAGCCGGUGUCUAUAAUGAUGUUUGGCCUUCUUGGUGUAAUCUAGAUGGAAGCCAAUUAUCCAGAUUAGCCAGACAACUGGAUAGAGAAACUGUCGAAGCUGAGUUUUGUGAUUAUCGUCGCAACGCACUAGAAGAGACAUUAAAGGCUGUACAUUCUCUAAGAAAAGAUUCUUCAGUUUUAAGAUCAAAGGCUAUUUUAUGUACCCAACUGGAAUUAGGAAUGAAUCAACGACCUCAAGAAGAAUCAACAGGUUGGUUAACCCUGCCCCGAACAUAUUCGCGAGCAGUAUCGAGAUUUGAAUUGCCAAUGGACCGCAGAUUACUAGAGAUGACACCAAUGGAAUAUUUAUCGAAAUUUGUUGUAGUAUGUGAAAGCCGACUGCAGAUGUAUAACAAAGUGUUUGUUUUAUAUAAUAAACAAGAGCAAACUUUCGAAACAGCAGAGCAGAAUGGUGUUAUCAUUAAACCAAGACUGAUGCUAGGAAAAGACAUGCCAGAAGCAAUAGCAGUCGCUUUAGGUUCUGUUUAUGAUGAAGAAAAAUCAAGUUUUGUUAAAGAAUUAUUAGAUUGGAAGUAUGAAGAUAUAAUUACGUUCAGAUUAUGGGCUGGUGUUUGCGCAGUAUGUGAAAGAAUUAUUGGAAUAUUGGAUAAUGAAGAUGUAGAUCCAAGAGAUGAGAUAGAACGAGCCGACUUCGAAUCAUUGCCCAGAAUGUUAAAUGGAAUAAAACCUAAUGCAAAAUUAAUGAAGUUGCUGUUUCUUAUCAAAGAUAAUUAG